AUGGGUCAUACUGCAGAGUUCUUGGCUGCUAAUGAGACAGAAAUCUCAUCUGUUCUUUCAGGCGGUUACAAUCAUCCACUAUUAAGAGAAUGGCAGAAUGAAAGAUCAUUAAAUAAGAAUAUGUUUAUCUUCCCAUUAUUUGUUAGUGAUGAUCCGGAUGAAGAGAAGCCCAUUGAGUCCUUGCCAAAUAUUAAACGUUUUGGUAUCAAUAAAUUGGCAGCUUAUCUGAAAACCUUAGUUACCAAAGGCCUUCGUUCUGUGCUUUUGUUUGGAGUUCCUUUGAAGCCUGGUUGUAAAGAUGAAGUUGGAACCGCUGCUGAUGAUCCAGAGGGACCUGUAAUUCAGGCAAUUAAGCUGCUUCGCCGGGAUUUUCCUGAAUUAUAUAUUCUGUGUGAUGUUUGUUUAUGUGAGUACACUUCUCAUGGCCAUUGUGGUGUUCUAUUCGACGAUGGCACCAUCAAUAGGGAAUUGUCAGUCCGUCGGAUUGCUGCAGUAGCUGUCAAUUAUGCCAAGGCAGGGGCGCAUUGUGUAGCUCCAAGUGAUAUGAUUGAUGGCAGAAUCAAAGAAAUUAAGUUGGGUUUAAUACAGGCUCGUCUAGCGCACAAGACAUUUGUUAUGAGCUACGCUGCGAAAUUUAGCGGCAACCUGUAUGGUCCAUUCCGUGAUGCAGCAUGUUCCAUGCCAUCAUAUGGUGACCGUAAGUGUUACCAGUUACCAUUGGGAGGUCGUGGCUUGGCUAGACGUGCUUUAAGACGAGAUUUGGGAGAAGGUGCAGAUGGAAUAAUUGUUAAGCCUUCCACGUUUUAUUUGGAUAUUAUGGCAGAUGCUUCAGAAAUUGCGAAAGAUGUUCCAAUAUGCGCUUACCAUGUUUCUGGUGAGUAUGCAAUGUUACACGCAGGCGCUAAAGCUGGUGUAGUGGAUCUCAAAUCCAUUGCCUUUGAGUCUCAUCAAGGCUUUUUGAGAGCUGGUGCCAGGUUAAUCAUUAGUUAUAUGACUCCUGAAUUCUUAGACUGGUUAAGUUGA
This is a messenger RNA of Eremothecium cymbalariae DBVPG#7215, 1023 nucleotides long. It is a transcript of the gene HEM2, whose product is annotated as porphobilinogen synthase HEM2. Bases 1 to 1023 code for a protein of 340 amino acids. The record is from RefSeq and is a predicted model, not a curated record. Gene Ontology annotation, biological process: heme biosynthetic process. The transcript has a single exon. Lineage: Eukaryota; Fungi; Ascomycota; Saccharomycetes; Saccharomycetales; Saccharomycetaceae. Gene Ontology annotation, molecular function: porphobilinogen synthase activity; zinc ion binding. Gene Ontology annotation, cellular component: cytosol.